CCUUAACCUUAACCUCUCAAUCCACCAUCUUCAUCUUCAUCCUCAUCUCUCAACAAAAACUCCAUUUCUGGCUUUGGUUUUCAGAUGACAACUACCACAAGUAGCAACCAGCUAUGGCUCCUGCUGUGGGCAGCAUUGCUCCUGCACCACAGCCUGUUGUAUGUUCCUGUCCUAGUAGUUUCUGCACAACAUCUAGAUUUCGAGCAGCAGAAGAACUACUACCCCCCAGACCCUCAUGCCGGAACACCCCCCACAGGUGGUGGUUCUUACAAUCCUCCGCCGUCUGGUUCUGGAGGUGGCUCUGUGACACCGACUCCGACGCCCUCGCAUGGAGGAGGUAGCCCCCCUGCCAACUGUGGGACCCCCCCAAGUGGCCAUGGAGGAGGCCAUCACCACCAUACACCCUCCUCCCCUGGAGGUGGCUAUUACCAUUCCCCGCCGACUACACCAACCGUGCCGCCAACUCCGUCGGUCCCUACUCCAACUCCGCCAACCGUUGUAAGUCCGCCGACCACUCCGGUUGAUCCCGGAACUCCGAUCACUCCACCCGGCGGCACGAUUCCUACGCCGCCGGUUCCUGUCACUCCACCUUUCACUUGCAUCUUCUGGAGAAAUCAUCCGACAUUGAUAUGGGGGCUGAUUGGUUGGUGGGGAACGGUCGGCAAUGCGCUUGGCGUGCCUAACAAUGCACCCCCGGGGUUAGGGGCCAACAUGAACUUAUUACAGGCGCUUUCGAAUUCUAGAGCAGAUGGGCUUGGACAGCUCUACAGGGAAGGCACAGCUGCUCUGCUAAACUCCAUGGCGUACAACAAGUUCCCUUACUCGACCAGCCAAGUUCGCGACAGGUUCGUCGCGGCGCUUAGCUCGAACAAUGCUGCAGCAGCUCAGGCACAGCUCUUCAAGCUGGCUAAUGAGGGCAGAGCCCUGCCUAGGGCUUGAAACAUCACCACCUGUAUUCUUUAUCAAAAAAAAAAUCACUAAUGUUUCAUAUCAAGUUUGCCCUGCUUUCAGUUCUCUUCUUCUUCAACUUGUGUGAGGUCUUUCAGGAUGACAUUAUAUGUUCAUUUCACUGUAAUGUUACAUAUUCAGAAGGAUAGCAGCAACCUUUUGUUUCUGUCAUUUUUAAUAAUAUUUGUGAUUUGUUUGCGCUA
This is a messenger RNA of Andrographis paniculata, 1151 nucleotides long. Its product is annotated as protodermal factor 1. NCBI's taxonomy places the organism in Eukaryota, Viridiplantae, Streptophyta, Magnoliopsida, Lamiales, Acanthaceae. Bases 85 to 939 code for a protein of 284 amino acids. The record is from RefSeq and is a predicted model, not a curated record. The transcript is spliced from 3 exons.